Messenger RNA from Tachysurus vachellii, 1469 nucleotides. It is a transcript of the gene nudt8, whose product is annotated as nudix (nucleoside diphosphate linked moiety X)-type motif 8. NCBI's taxonomy places the organism in Eukaryota, Metazoa, Chordata, Actinopteri, Siluriformes, Bagridae. The transcript has 5 exons. Gene Ontology annotation, molecular function: coenzyme A diphosphatase activity. The record is from RefSeq and is a predicted model, not a curated record. Bases 26 to 1291 code for a protein of 421 amino acids.
AAGUAGAAUAUCAACUACUAAUAACAUGGGCAUUUCGAAGGAUCUGGCAACCAGUGUUUCAGUGGAAAAGCUUGUGUAUUUAUGCCCAAGGAUGUUUAGGAGUGCUCGGUUUGUGACAUCAGCAUGCCUACUGGGGACCCAUAGAUCACUGUUUGUGACACUCAACAACACCAAGAAAAAUCUUGGCAAGACAGUGUACAAUAACCUCCUCAGCCAGCCAUUUUGCAUGGUCAGUGGUGAGAGAGGGCCACAUAAGAGCCAUCAUUAUUUAUCUGUGCCAAACAGCAGCAAAUAUGUUUCACAAAAACCCUUUUGCAUUAACACAAGCUGCUCCAUCAAUCCUGCACACGCUCCUGGCUUUCGAACGGUUCGUAAAAUAACUAUCCCUGUACAGUAUUGUUCAUAUACCAAUUUUUCAGAUCAUUUCAUACUCAGGGCCUGUGUUCUUAACAAGUGCUUACUACCUGAAAACAAUACCAGCAAACACAGACGUUCUACGGAUAAGUGUAGAGAAGAUCUAAACAGAAUCGGUAAAAGUACAAAGAGCUACCAUGACAUAGGGAGCACAUCUUUUACUAAAUCACAUCUUUUACUAAAUCAUAUGCUCUGGACUUCCUAUCAUGAGCAAUGGCGCUAUAGUGGACCUCUAAAAGCCCAAACGUGUGGUUUGCACAGGAGAGUUCCACAGCAGGCUGCCUUUGAAGACUGUCUAUCAGCUAAGAAUGAGGAGCGCUGCAGAGAACACCUGCAUUCCAACACGGCACUGUAUGAGAAGAAGAAAGGGAAGAGUUGGGCAGCCGUGCUUGUGUCUCUGUGCACAGUAGGGGGAGAGCCUGCCUUGCUCUUCACCCUUAGAUCCAGCACACUGAGGGGAAAACACAAAGGUGAUGUCAGUUUUGCAGGAGGAAAGCAAGACCCCUCUGACAGAAACAUUGUGGAAACUGCACUGCGGGAAGCCAGGGAAGAACUGGGAAUUGAUGUGAAUGAAAAUGAAGUGUGGGGGGUUCUGAAGCCCCUGAAUGAUUCAUCAGGAAUGAUGAUUGCUCCUGUUUUAGCUAACCUUGGGCCGCUAGAGACUCUGUCACUUCGUCCCAAUCCAAAUGAGGUGGAUGAGAUCUUCACCCUGAGUGUUGCCCAUCUAUGCAACCCUCAAAACCAAGGCUACACACAUUUUCGUACUGGUAAUCGCUAUGGAUACACACUUCCUGUGUUUCACAGUGAUAAGUAUAGAAUCUGGGGCCUGACUGCAAUAGCGUUGGACCACACACUCAAACUCCUCAUGCCGGCGUAGCGGCUGUAGAGCCGUUUAUGUCCUUAAAAUGUUCAAACUUUUAGCGAUGACAUCAGUGUGCUUGUAAUAAUCAAAACAAACUUUGAAAUUUUUGUGCUGAAGGAACAUAAUUUUAAACUUGUGUUGUUUACUGUGUUUAACAAUAAAUGUUUUUUUUGAUUAGCUUCUUUAAGAAAAA